Messenger RNA from Oncorhynchus mykiss (rainbow trout), 6538 nucleotides. Its product is annotated as BTB/POZ domain-containing protein KCTD3. The record is from RefSeq and is a predicted model, not a curated record. Gene Ontology annotation, biological process: protein homooligomerization. NCBI's taxonomy places the organism in Eukaryota, Metazoa, Chordata, Actinopteri, Salmoniformes, Salmonidae. Gene Ontology annotation, molecular function: protein binding.
CAGCAUCGAGUCACCGCACGACACAGAAAACUGACCAGACCCUAAAAUACACGCCACUAAAAACACACAUGGAUCUAUAGGAACCAGUAUAUCGGUGAAUACAGCAAAAUUAGACGCGCCUGACCAUUACCACAAGGUUACACAUAGCUGUAGUUUAUGCUAGAUUAUGUAUGCAGGGAGAAUUGCAGUUGCUGUUUGGAAGUGAAAUAUUUUAUGGAGGCUUGGAAGGACGCGGGGGAGCGAGGAGCCGAAGUGGGGAAACUGGAGAUUGCUACAACGUACUGGAAACUACAGCUCCUGCUGGCUACGAGUAACCCACGCGCACGGGACGGGGUGGAAACAUGGCCGCGAAUGGCAACAAUUUAACAUCUGGGAUGGGAGAAAUUAUCCAACUGAACGUUGGUGGGACACGGUUCAGCACCUCUAGACAGACUCUCAUGUGGAUCCCAGACUCUUUCUUUUCAAGUUUGCUGAGUGGGAGAAUAUCAUCUCUACUGGAUGAAACUGGAGCUAUAUUUAUUGACAGGGACCCAACAGCCUUUGCGCCCAUCUUGAAUUUCCUUCGAACCAAAGAGUUAGACUUAAGGGGGGUAAACAUUAACAUUCUCCGCCAUGAAGCUGAGUUUUAUGGGAUAACGCCAUUAGUGAGGAGGUUGCUGCUGUGUGAGGAAAUAGAACGUUUGUGCUGUGGCAGUGUUCUGUUCCAUGGAUACCUUCCCCCUCCAGCCCGUAACUCCAGCCCCACCCCUGCAGACUCUGGCCUUGCCGCUGAGGAUCGGCCUGGUCCUAGCGGAGCAGAAGGGGGGUUCCCCCAAACCUGCCCCCCCCACACCUCCCUUCCUGGACCCCCUGGAGCCGAGGCGCCACACAGACUGGGUGCUGUGGUGGAUCCUAGGAAGGUGCUGAUUGUAGCUGGACAUCAUAACUGGAUCGUAGUGGCUUAUGCACACUUUGUCAUCUGUUACAGGAUAAAGGAGUCGUCAGGGUGGCAGCAGGUGUUUUCUAGCCCCUAUCUGGACUGGUCCAUUGAGAGAAUCGCUCUCAACGCCAAGGUGGUAGGCGGUCCCCAUGGCGAUAAGGACAAGAUGGUGGCAGCCGCCUCCGAUAGCAACAUCAUCCUCUGGAGCAUCCAGGACGGAGGGAGCGGCAACGAGAUAGGUGUGUUUAGUCUGGGUGUACCAGUAGAUCAUCUGUUCUUCAUUGGGAACCAGCUAGUGGCCACCAGUCACAUGGGGAAGGUGGGGGUCUGGAACGCUGUCACACAGCAUUGGCAGGUGCAAGAUGUAGUUCCCAUCACCAGCUGUGACACAGCUGGCUCCUUCCUGCUUCUGGGUUGCAACAACGGAUCCAUCUACUAUAUAGACAUGCAGAAGUUUCCUUUGAGGAUGAAGGAUAAUGAUCUGUUGGUGACAGAACUGUACCACGACCCAUCUGACGAUGCCAUAACUGCCCUCAGUGUCUACUUCACACCCAAGACCAGUGUGAGUGGUAACUGGAUAGAGAUGGCGUAUGGGACCAGUUCUGGAGCAGUGCGGGUUAUAGUCCAACACCCUGAGACAGUAGGCUCUGGACCUCAGCUCUUCCAGACCUUCACUGUCCACCGCUCCCCUGUCACCAAGAUCAUGCUCUCUGAGAAACAUCUGGUCUCAGUGUGUGCGGACAACAACCAUGUGCGUACGUGGACAGUGACGCGGUUCCGAGGCAUGAUCUCCACGCAGCCUGGCUCCACCCCCCUCGCCUCCUUUAAGAUCCUCUCAUUGGAGGAGACUGAGAGCCACGGCAGCUACUCAUCAGGCAAUGACAUUGGUCCAUUUGGGGAGAGAGACGACCAGCAGGUGUUUAUUCAGAAGGUCAUCCCCAUCACCAACAAGCUGUUUGUUCGCCUCUCCUCCACUGGGAAAAGGAUCUGUGAGGUGGCGGCAGUGGAUGGGACCACCAUCUCGUGUUUCACAGUUAGGGAGUGUGAGGGUUCUAGCAGGAUGGGUUCUAGACCCAGGAGGUACCUGUUCACAGGCCAUGGCAAUGGCAGCAUUCAGAUGUGGGACCUCACCACCGCUAUGGAUACUGCCAACAAGGGAGAGGAGAAGAAGGAUGAGGUGGGCGGGCCAACAGAAGAGGAGCUGCUUCAGCUAUUGGACCAGUGUGACCUCAGCACCUCCCGCUGUGCCACGCCCAACAUCAGCCCCGCCCCCUCGGUGCUGCAGCCCAGCCGUCUCCGAGAGUCCUGCUCCAGCCUCCAGCUGCAGGCCCAGGAUCCCAUUCCAGAGACGGCCACCUACGGAGCUCUGCGACCCUACAGAGAGAGCCCACUGCUGGCCCGAGCCCGGCGCACAGAGUCCUUCCACAACUACAAAAACUUCCAGAACUUCUCCCCAGGGAAAGGCUUGCUGGAGAGCCCUGGACAGGCUCCAGGACAGGGGAAACGCCCAGGUACAGAAGCCAGAACCCGGUCGCUGUGUGAGGCUGGAGAGGAGGUUGGAAGGAGGGGCUCUGCCAUGGAGCUCUGGGCUAGCCGAACCACUAAUGCCGCCUACGCUAAUGUCUUUGCUAACGUUGCUGUGGUCACAGACGCCGAUGCAGCUGAGGGUAUCACAGAAUCGCCACGGCAACCGCCUGAGAGCCCUGGUGGAGACAUUCGUCGAAGGCUCCAAUCGGAGGAGGAGGAGUGGGCGGGGCUUGGUUCAGGGGCAGAGGCUAGGUCUGAGGUGAGGAGGAAGGCAGGGUUUGAGGGGGGGUUGUUUCUGGGCAGGAAGAGGGCACCUCCCGUCCCCCAGCUCUCCUCGCUGUCCUCGGGGGUGUCCUCGGGGGGAUGCAGUGACUCCUCCUCCACCGCCUCCCCCUCCCCCACUAAGCUGGCCUCCACUUCCCCCCGGCGCAGGAAGUGCAGCGAGCCGGCCAAUCAGGACAGCAGCCUGUGAGUGAAAGACAGCUCUGAUGCAGACACACUCCUUGUGUCUGUCAGUCAACAGCUUCAGGUAGAAGUUACCCCCGUAAACCCUGAUCUAGGACCAGCCAACCCUCCACAAGCCUAACCAUUAGGAGGAACUGGCCUUAGAUCAGUGUCUGAGGGCAACUUCAUCUCAUGACAUCUCAAAAGAAAGCCCUAUAUUCUCAGUCAAGAGGUUGAAACUUGCCACAGCCUAAGGAUCAUGACUUUAACCCUUUAUAUAUCUCCAUCAUUGCUGGUAUCUGGUUGCUACACAAUUAAUAAUAAUAUAUCAUUUGGUGGGUGCUUAUAUUUGUUCUAACGUCAUACAUGUACAAGUGUGUAUUAAUACUUGUGUGUGAAUUGGACAUGUGUUUUUUGCAUAUCCCAACUCUCCAGGAGACACCCUUGGAGUGUGGGUUCACGGCCAGGGUGCACCUCCAAUGUUUGUUCCAAUAGUCCCUCAUGACAUCAUUCAGACUUCUUGUGUUGGAUGCAUGUAGUUUACCGACUGUUAACAAAGUGCUACAUACGUUUAUUUCCCCCUUGUGGUCACUUUCCCAAACCAGUAGCCAGUAGCCAUGUGUGUUGUGUUUUAGACAUUAAUGAAUUCAACACUACACAGUAAAUCACUUUAUCUGUACUUCCUGAUCGAAACAGACCAACAGUCUCAUGCUGAAGAUCAAUGUGACUUUCCAUGGUAUUGUUUCUUUAAAUAUAAGGAGGAUUACAUUUUGUAGUGCCUUCUUUGACAUCAGCCAUAACCUACGUAUCCCCCUGUCCUGUGAUGGAGAGAGGAUCUAGAGUCUUAAGGGCAGAUUCAAUCAGAUUGGCAGCCGCAUAGCGUCGUUUUGGAGGUGUUGGAGGUGGAACUGCGUUAGAGCUGUCAAAUCCACAAGAGGCUCUUUGCGUAACCUGCCAUUGGAUGUAACGAAACCACACCAGACUGUAAUCCCAACAAAUCCCAUGCGGCCUCGUUAAAGUUCAAUCACUCAAAUUAGACUGGUGGGCAUAAAUCCCCCAUCAAAUGAGCAUGAAAACAUGCAUCAGCCUCACAUCAAUGACAUCAGUCAUUAUCUUUAACAUGAUAGAAGCCUGCACUUUCUAGUGCCGUUUUGAACCUCUAGCACAAAGGGAUAUUAAGGAAGGCGAUUGAUGUGUGACAGGAGCUCAUACCGCUUGUACACCUCCAACACAUUCAGGCUGUAUCACAACCGGCCGUGAUUGGGCGUCCCAUAGGGCGGCGCACGAUUGGCCCAGCGUUGUCCGGGUUUGAUCAGUGUAGGCGGUCAUUGUAAAUAAGAAUUUCUCUUAACUGUCUUGCAAAUGCUGGUUAAAGCUCCAUCUGAUUGAAUCCAGGCCUUAGACCAAAGGUUGUACAUCUGACUGUCCAGUUGUCACAGGUUGGAUAGCUGCUAUUAUUGUCACUCCUGUCACCCAACAAUAGCUUUCAGAUGGAGAAAGAGAAUAGGGGAGAGAGAGAGAGAGAUAGAGAGCAAGAGUUAUCAAUGGAGCCCAUCCUUUAGUUCCCUUCCUAAGACAUCCUCUACCCCAUCACUGGACCAGACCUGGGUCAAGUACAUACAACUUGAGGUGCACUUGAUUUAGCUUGUCCACUACAAUGGAACCAAUGGAAUAGUCCCAAAAGUGCAAACUCUGCCCAACACUCUAAAUCAAGCACACCCCUUGUAUUUGAAUGUACUGUAUUUGACCCAGGUCUGUUUUAGAUAGAGGUGUUCAAUAAGAGAUGGAAUGUUGAACAUGUACAAAGAUGUACAUUUAAAUAAUAUGCAACCUGAUUAUACUGUAUAUGAAGAGUAUACCUACAAAAUCCAAACUAUAUAUAUGUAUAUAUAUGUAACCAUACUGAUGAUGCAUUUAAUAUUUAUGUAACUAUCUACAUAUUUGCUGUUGUUCGCGACAAAUCUGUUUGUUCUCAUAUAAUAUAUAUUGAUAUGAAUCAUAUUUUAUCGUACCUAAAUUGUAUUUGCACUCGCACUAUGAAGACUAAAUAAUGAAGUAACAUUUUAUUUGGUAUGAGAUGAUAUUUAGCCCUUUGAGGAAUAAUGCCUGUCCCUCUGCGUCUAAGGCCUGGAUUUAUUCCGAUCUACGUUAGAUCCGCCUUAUAGUGCGAUUUGACAUUUAAAGGUAAGUUCCUAUUGAGCCGACAUAUCCAGCGUUUACCGUGAAUGUGGUUUCUACGAAAGUGGGAACAUUGCCUUUAAAAGUUGUAUAGGGGCGAUCAGAUUGAAUCUAUUUGAAUGUUGUAUAGGGGCGAUCAGAUUGAAUCUAUUUGAAUGUUGUAUAGGGGCGAUCAGAUUGAAUCUAUUUGAAUGUUGUAUGGGGCGAUCAGAUUGAAUCUACUUGAAUGUUGUAUAGGAGCGAUCAGAUUGAAUCUAUUUGAAUGUUGUAUAGGGGCGAUCAGAUUGAAUCUAUUUGAAUGUUGUAUAGGGGCGAUCAGAUUGAAUCUAUUUGAAUGUUGUAUAGGGGCGAUCAGAUUGAAUCUAUUUGAAUGUUGUAUAGGGGCGAUCAGAUUGAAUCUAUUUGAAUGUUGUAUAGGGGCGAUCAGAUUGAAUCUAUUUGAAUGUUGUAUAGGGGCGAUCAGAUUGAAUCUAUUUGAAUGUUGUAUAGGGGCAAUCAGAUUGAAUCUAUUUGAAUGUUGUAUAGGGGCGAUCAGAUUGAAUCUAUUUGAAUGUUGUAUAGGGGCGAUCAGAUUGAAUCUACUUGAAAGUUGUAUAGGAGAGAUCAGAUUGAAUCUACUUGAAAGUUGUAUAGGAGAGAUGAGAUUGAAUCUACUUGAAAGUUGUAUAGGGGCGAUCAGAUUGAAUCUACUUGAAAGUUGUAUAGGAGAGAUCAGAUUGAAUCUACUUGAAAGUUGUAUAGGAGAGAUGAGAUUGAAUCUACUUGAAAGUUGUAUAGGAGCGAUCAGAUUGAAUCUAUUUGAAAGUUGUAUAGGGGCGAUCAGAUUGAAUCUAGGCCUAAACUACAUCUCUUCUCAUAUUUACACUUUCACUCCAGCCAGAUACUAAAGAAAAUAAAUAGAUCUAUUUAUGUUGCUCGUUAUAACAUUUUGUAUAACACCGUAUGUACAAACACAUUAUUAUGUUGCUGUAUAUAGUAUGUAUCAGUGCUUACUGACCUAUGGUAUAGUACUAAUCUGUUAUUCACCUGUUGGCACUGCUGUUGUGUCUGAGCUGACUAGACAGGAUGAAGUCUAAAGACUGGACCUAUUUAUGACCCUAUGGUUCAGCUUGGGUUUAGCUGGCUAGUAGUAUUCACACUAACCUGGUAACCUUGUAUCGUAAGGUCGGGUAUAAUAGGGGUGCAGGUUUUUGCUUCAUCCCAGCAAUAACAAACUUGGUUGACUCAUAGGGAUAGAUUCAAUCAGUUUUGCCAUUACGGCAUAGCAGUUUCAUUGUUUUUAUUUAGGCAAUGUUGGAGGUGUUGAAUUAGCAAAUGGCUCCCUGUGUUCUACAUAUCACGGACAUGGCCAUUGGGUGCGCCGAGUCGCAUUAGUAAUAAUCCCAUGCAGCCUUGUUACAAGUUUGAACUUUUUAAAAACAUUUUAGUAAUUUAGCAGACGCUCUUAUCCAGAGCGACUUACAGUAGUGA